Molecule: messenger RNA, 2226 nt
Organism: Triticum dicoccoides
Lineage: Eukaryota; Viridiplantae; Streptophyta; Magnoliopsida; Poales; Poaceae
Exons: 2
Coding region: 12-1007 (331 amino acids)
Source: RefSeq, a predicted model, not a curated record
GUCUUUGAAGGAUGCCAUUUGUGGCUCCUUCACCCCCAAUACCUAAAUUAUAUCCUCAUCCGAAUCCCGGACACACGCAACCUCUCCACGGCCUGUACCGGGAAGCCAUGGAGACCGGCGGCAAGGGCAUCCGCCGCGCGGACGAGAUCGGCGGCGGCCGACGAAUGCGGGGCGUGGCCAGCGUCGACCGCGGCCAGAACCUCGGCGUCCGCGGGCGCGAGGAGGUGAGCGCCGAGGGCGGGGUCCAGGUGCUGGCCGAGGCGGGCGGCGAGGCAGUCAGCGUCGAGGGGCUGGAGAAGGCCGGGGGCGAGGAGGUCACCGUCGGCGUGCGGGACGAGUUCAGCGCCGAGCGCAAGCCCGUCGACAAGGAGGAUCACCUCAGCAAGGUGGUCGGAAUCGGCGAGGAGGUCACCGUCGCGGUGCGGGACGAGCUCAGCGCCGAGCGCAAGCCCGUCGAUCAGGAGGAUCGCCUCACCAAGAUGGCCGGCACCGGCGAGGUGCGGGACGAGGUCAGCGCCGAGCGCAAGCCCGUCGAUCAAGAGGAGAUGGUCGGCAUCGGCGAGGGGGUCACCUCCGAGGGGGGCGGCGGCAAGGAGGAGGAGGAGGGGGACUGCGGGAAGGAAGAGGACCAGCUAUUCCAGGGGAAGCAGAAGGAGGAGGUGGGCCGCGGUAAACAGAAGGAGGUGCUGUGCAUCGACGGCGUCGGCGGGAAGCUGACGGCGGAGGUUAAUAGUGCUCAAGGCAUAUUCAUUGGAGCUGGACCUGUCGCAGGGAGGCCAACAAGAUGGGCGGACCUGCCCCGAGAGCUUAUCGAAAAGAUCGCCACUGAUCAUCUUGAAUGUGCUGUCGAUAAAGUCAACAUCUCCCUUAUCAGCCGUCAUUGGCGCUUCAGCAGGAGUGCCACACAGCAUAUCCCCUUGCUUCCUUGGCUCUUUUUGCCCUCGCCGAAAGAGAUUGUUCUUCAAUCCUGCCAGAGGUUGCUUGCAUCGAGUUCCCGUUCUGCCUGACGAUGUCAAAGGUCUGAGCCCUUGUGGAUCAUGCAUGGGCGGUUGGCUUUUCAUGGAUGGAGGAGAUUCAGGACAAAACCAUAUGAUUUACAACUGGAAUACUGGAUCAAGGGUAAAUUUCUCCAGAAAAAUCGUCAUGGUCAACGAUGAGGGAGAAAAAAUCGAUGAAUAUGGUACUAGCCUUUCUGUGUGUGCUGCUUCAGGAAUGCCUUCGAGUCCAGGAUGCAAGGUUUUAGGGAUUAUCAGAAUAUCCGAGUAUUUUGGGGCUGUUGUUGCUUUGUGGGAUGAAGAGGAGGACAAAUGGAUUGAAAAGUCAUAUGUAAUGGAUCAUUGGACAGAGGAGGGCUUUGGGCCAAGGAUGGAUUAUAAUGUACUCGAUAUGAUAUUCCAUAAUGAUGCCUUCCACCUUCUUACGGAAGAGGAGGACAUCAUCAGAGUGCUUCCAUAUGCUCAAGGGGUGCAGAAGUUGCAUGUGUGGCGACGUAUGGACAGAGAAGUUGAUGAGAUGUUUGAAGAUAACCUUCAUGGCACCACAAUCAAGUACCUUGUCGAAUCGACAGGAGGUUAUCUUGUUAUGUGCAUCAAGUACGUCCGCCGUGGCAGAACAGAGUCGAUUAACAUGUACAGGUUAUCAGUUCCUGAGAAGAGGUGGCAUAACUACAGAUCGCCUGAGGGUGAAGUGAUCUUCCUUGGAAGCGGCUGUUCGAAGGCAUACCUCACGGAAGGCAUCCAUUCAGAAGUGCAUUUCCUGGAUGAUACAGAGAAGCACAUCAAGUCAAAGGGCAUCAAACUCUACACUCGGGAAGACAUGGGGGGCUUCCGCAACAACCAACGGUCCUACAGGGCACCAGCAGAGCUACUAGGUUCGACUUCUACCCUGUCCCGGCCCGUAUGGUUCCAUCAUUAGUGUUUUUCGCUGAUGAGAAAAAUGAAUUCCAAGAAGAUGCGAGGCUCAGUCCUAAAGGAGGUGCAAAAAGUGCUCUGGAGCCAGUUCUUCUUUCCGUUUUCAGUUUGUUACAUAUUCCUGCAGAUGGCAUUUGGUUUCCUUAACGAAAUAGAAGAGGGUAUUAGACCUGUGGUUUAAUGUGUCUUGUUCUGGGAGUUUAGAACUCACUAGUACCGGCAUAUGUAGAUUACAAUUCUUGCAAAUUUUGUUGCUACAGGAAUGCUAUACUGCUAUUUCAAAUAACUUGAUGAAUACCUGAGUUCUUUGCAUUCA